Cryptotermes secundus is the source of this 1821-nucleotide messenger RNA. It is a transcript of the gene Pmm2, whose product is annotated as probable phosphomannomutase. NCBI's taxonomy places the organism in Eukaryota, Metazoa, Arthropoda, Insecta, Blattodea, Kalotermitidae. The record is from RefSeq and is a predicted model, not a curated record. Gene Ontology annotation, biological process: mannose metabolic process; GDP-mannose biosynthetic process; protein N-linked glycosylation. The coding region runs from base 81 to 941 and encodes 286 amino acids. The transcript is spliced from 6 exons. Gene Ontology annotation, molecular function: phosphomannomutase activity. Gene Ontology annotation, cellular component: cytosol.
GUACAUGUACACUGUCGCCAGCGAAGGAAGAAUUCAAAGUUUGCUCGUUUGGCACUUUCGUAAACAAUUUAUCAUCAGUGAUGAUGACGAACGUGAGACAGUUCCGUUUUGCAGUGACACAUUCAGUGUUUGUAAACCAUUGCAUUUCAUUUGCAAAGAAUAUAUGUGAAUUGAGAAUCAUGUUACAUAGGGACAAAAUAAUUUGUUUGUUUGAUGUUGAUGGUACACUUACAGCACCAAUGAAGGUUAUUGAACCAGAUAUUGAGACAUUUCUGUUGAAUGAAUUGAAACCGAAGUGUACAGUUGGUUUGGUAGGAGGAUCAGACUUUAAGAAAAUAGCGUAUCAGAUGGGUGGUUCAGAAGCAGUUCUAAAAAAAUAUGACUACGUAUUUGCAGAGAAUGGGUUGAUAGCUUACAAGGAUGGCAUAUCAAUUGGACAUCAGACUAUCCAGGAACAUAUGGGAGAAGAAAAACUUCAAACAUUUAUCAACUUUGCUCUUAACUAUAUGUCACAGCUGAAACUGCCAGUUAAACGUGGCACAUUUAUUGAAUUUCGUACAGGACUCAUAAAUGUCUGUCCAGUUGGACGAAGCUGCAGCCAGGCAGAACGUGAACAAUUCUUUGAAUUUGACAAGGAGCAUAGGAUAAGGGAAAAUUUUGUCAAAUCUCUAGAAGAAAGGUUCCCAGAUUUGGGACUUGUAUAUUCUAUAGGUGGACAAAUAAGUUUUGAUGUCUUUCCAAAGGGCUGGGAUAAAACAUAUUGUUUACAGCACUUGGAGAAAGAUAAAUUUGAAGAAAUCCACUUCUUUGGUGACAAAACAGACCCUGGUGGCAAUGAUCGUCAGAUAUUUACAGACCCUCGUACGAUUGGACAUAAGGUCACUUCACCAGCAGAUACUAUGAGGCAGUUGCAGCAAUUAUUAAAACAGAAACUGUCAUAACUUAAAUAUAUUGAGUGUAACAUGUAACUGAAGAGAGAACCAUUUUUUUAUCUGAAUUUAUCUGUAUGUGAUGAAUUUACAAGAAUCAAAGCUAUUUUUGUCACACUUAAAGCAGAACGAUGCAACAGAUUAGGUGUAAUUUUCAUGGGGUAUAUUAGGAUAAUGCAGUAUUUUUCUUUCACCAUUUAUAGUGCUGGUAUUCAGAUCUGCAAAGAGAAUAGAAGUGAAUAUUUUUGAUGCUCUGGUGACAAAAAUUAUGCCUUUAAAUUUCCAUAAAUGUUACUGUUGACUUUUAACAAAUAGAAGCUACGAGCACAGUGGAAACUUGAUUGUAUAUCUUCUGAAUAUUUUUGUAACAAAUGUUAUUUUGAAUUUUUUUUAAGUUUCAUGAUGAUGUACCAGCACCACUGGACACUGCCAGAGAAAAAUCUUGGGAUUCCCAAACAUAAUACAGAUUAUGAAUUUCAUUAUGAGGAUGAAGCUAUAAAAUAAGAUAUUAAAAGUGUAAAAUCUGAAAGGUAAUUGUGUGUCCUAGUAAUCAUACUGUGGACUAUUUUUACAGAGAAUAAAUAUAAAUUUGAGGAGAAUAUGUUCUCAUUUACAUUAUCAAACAUUCAGAUAACUGGCUUUCCAUCUCAGGAAGCCAAAUUUCCUGAUAAUGUGUGGCAAAACAUCAUGCCAGUGCAAGAUCACUAGCAGUGAUUCAGUUAAGUUCCCUUGAUUUGUUUCUUGGAAAAUAGGUUUCAAUACUAGCAAGAAUCAAAAUGGAAUAAAAUGAGCCUAUCUGUUAACAUUCCCCAUUACACCAUACAUUCUGCAGUAAAAUUAAACAUUUUUUGUGUUUGUACUAAUUUGUACUAGUGUGAGAGUGUCCGGAUAU